Echinops telfairi (small Madagascar hedgehog) is the source of this 5667-nucleotide messenger RNA. RefSeq names its product required for meiotic nuclear division 5 homolog B (gene RMND5B). The record is from RefSeq and is a predicted model, not a curated record. Gene Ontology annotation, biological process: proteasome-mediated ubiquitin-dependent protein catabolic process. The coding region runs from base 2164 to 3345 and encodes 393 amino acids. Gene Ontology annotation, molecular function: protein binding; ubiquitin protein ligase activity. Gene Ontology annotation, cellular component: nucleus; GID complex; cytoplasm. Lineage: Eukaryota; Metazoa; Chordata; Mammalia; Afrosoricida; Tenrecidae. The transcript has 10 exons.
AAAGAAAGAUGGGAACCUUCACGUGGGGACCUGCAAUGAAGGAGUCAAUGAGAGGGUGACUGUCGUGGUGGUGGGGUGCACUGGGCAGCAUUCUCAUAAGCUGUGUCCCAAGGGAAGACUUUGAUGCUGCACCUCCAAUCAGAAGGAGUGUUUCAGGCAGAGGGGACAGAAAUGAACUUGAUGCUGUUUGUCAAGGACCAGAAAGGCUAGUGUGGCCAGACUGGUGAGUAAGAGACAGGGUGGUAGGAGAAGCCGUUGGAGAUUGGAGGUGGAGGUUGGAGGUUGGCUCACCUGGAACCUGGUAGGUGGUAGAAAGCUUGGAUUUUAUUCAGAAUACAAUGGCAGGCUGUUGGGUUUUAAGCAGAGGAGUGCCAUGUAGGGUGGAUGGAGAAUGAAUGGAGUGAAGGGUACCAAAGUCUAAGAUUGGGUCCAUAGAGCCUUCCAAUUCUGUGCCAGGCCAAGGGGGUUUUUCUGUGAUUUUCCCAAACUUCCAUUCCUGUCUCCCGCCCCACAGAAGGGAUCCUCUUGUUUCAGGGAGCUGGAGACUGGACACAAAACCCUCAUGCCUCUCUUGGUGAUGAUUUUAAUAUUCCACUCUCACCACUUCUCCCCCAAGCCCCCAGGUGAGCAGGCAGUCCCCUUGGCCCAAGAGUGAAGGAAGGGAGGCAGUCAUUUCAUCAGCACAUGGUUACUGAGGCCCUAAGGGGCGGCAGGGGACCCUCCCCUGGCUGGGCAUUAAUGGAGAGAGAGAGGAGUGAGCCUGGGCUCUCUAGCCCUUGAGCUCACCAUCUUCUGAGGGAGAGAGAGAGACCUAAGCAGGUGUUGCUACUGUGCCCUGCGGGUGCCCUGGACAGAGACGCUUGCCAAGGGGAAUGAAUGAAGCAGAUGGGGACGUGAGUUUUCACAGAGAGCCGAUGAUUAAACUCUGCCCUGGCUUCUCCCCUGGAAGGACAAAGGGCACCCUGACCCAGAAACAGCUUGUGCAGAGGAGGCGAACGUACCAACUGCACAGAGCUCCUGUGUCAUGCCGUGGCAGAUUUUAAGCCGAGAGGUGACAAAAUCCAAUGUGUGUUUUAGAGGGAUUGUCGUGGCGGAUGAUCUCUGCACACACGAGACCUUGAAGAGGCGGGUCGGGGACCGGUGGACAUGACCUUCCAGCCAUCUGCACUCGUAUUGGUCACGGAAUGAUUUGGUCAAACACAUGCGUGCGCACACUGGGACAUCCUUGGGCCUGGAGAAGACGACAGUGUGUGAUUCACGCAGUGGCCCACUCUCCACAGACCAAGAUAGGCUCCUGGGCUUUUUGGGUGGAAUACCUCCCAAGCCAUUGUUUUCCUCCGUCGCUGGCUGGCUUCCUUGCUCAGAUUUGCAUUGAGUUUAUCAUACGCCUCAGUUCAUGGCACGUUGUGUUUAUUUGUGUGCUCCGGCUCAUCCUCACUCCUCCCUUCCCCCCUGCGGUAGAAAACCACUCCCAGGUGUUCGGUGGAAGUAUCGGGUUAUCUUUUCGCUGCAUGUGUCCGCCAUUGUAUGCACCUAUUUCUAGUGGAAUGAAACGGCAUUCUGUCUAGACUUCAUUCUGUUUCCUGUUCCCCCUUCAGGGCCAGGCUUAGACGGGUCAUUGGUGUCGGGUCAUUGGCGUCGCUCUGGGUGUGUGUAAAUGCUGCCAAGGUUUCCAUAGGUGCGCUCUCCAGACCUGACUUACAUGACGAAUGGCUUCUACCGGCGAGGAGGCCCCUUGUUGUCUCCAGCUCACUGACCCUACAGAAAGUGUUGCUGUUAGCCCAGUUGUUGCAGAUCAGACUUUUGCGAUCCACUGCAUUUCUGUUGGUGGGUUCUCAGAAGGAGAUCACCAGGCCUUUCUCCCUAGCCUGUUGCAGUCUGGAAGCUCUGCUGGAGCCUGCUGAGCAUCACGGCAAAACACAAGCCUCCCCUGAGACGAGGGGUAGCUGCCAAUGAGAGUCCUUGGCCAGGAGUCAAACCCUGGUCUCCCCCAUGGGAGGGGAGGAUUUUAGCAGGGACCCAGGGAAGCCGGGACUUAGGCAGGGGCCUCAGUGGCCGAGCACUUUUCUUCUAGUGGCAUCGUGACGUGGCAAGAACAAGAGUGCUGCUGUGGGGAGGCAGGCCCUCGGAGAGUGAUGGAAACUGCCAGAAGCCCAGGCCACCAUGGAGCAGUGCGCGUGCGUGGAGAGAGAGCUGGACAAGGUGCUGCAGAAGUUCCUCACCUACGGGCAGCACUGCGAGCAGAGCCUGGAGGAGCUGCUGCACUACGUGGGCCAGCUGAGGGCUGAGCUGGCCAGCGCAGCCCUCCAGGGGACUCCUCUCUCGGCCACUCUCUCCUUGGUGAUGUCCCAGUGCUGCCGGAAGAUCAAAGACACCGUCCAGAAACUGGCUUCGGACCACAAGGACAUUCACAGCAGCGUGUCCCGUGUGGGCAAAGCCAUAGACAGGAACUUCGACUCCGAGAUCUGCGGCGUGGUUUCCGACGCGGUGUGGGACUCUCGGGAGAAGCAGCAGCAGAUCCUGCAGAUGGCCAUCGUGGAGCACCUGUACCAGCAGGGCAUGCUCAGCGUCGCCGAGGAGCUGUGCCAGGAGUCAACGCUGAGUGUGGACUUGGACUUCAAACAGCCUUUCCUGGAGUUGAAUCGCAUCCUGGAAGCUCUGCACGAACAGGACCUGGGCCCUGCCUUGGAAUGGGCCGUCUCCCACAGGCAGCGCCUACUGGAACUCAACAGCUCACUGGAGUUCAAGCUGCACCGGCUGCACUUCAUCCGCCUCCUGGCAGGCGGCCCUGAGAAGCAGCUGGAGGCCCUCAGCUACGCCCGGCACUUCCAGCCCUUUGCUCGGCUGCACCAGCGUGAGAUCCAGGUGAUGAUGGGCAGCCUGGUGUACCUGCGGCUGGGCUUGGAAAAGUCACCCUACUGCCACCUGCUGGACAGCAGUCACUGGGCUGAGAUCUGCGAGACCUUCACCCGGGAUGCCUGUUCCCUGCUGGGGCUUUCUGUGGAGUCCCCCCUCAGCGUCAGCUUUGCCUCUGGCUGUGUGGCCCUGCCCGUGCUGAUGAACAUCAAAGCCGUGAUUGAGCAGCGCCAGUGCACUGGGGUCUGGAGUCACAAGGAUGAGUUGCCGAUCGAGAUUGAACUCGGCAUGAAGUGCUGGUAUCACUCGGUGUUCGCUUGCCCUAUCCUCCGCCAGCAGACUUCAGACUCCAACCCUCCCAUUAAGCUCAUCUGUGGCCACGUGAUCUCCCGAGAUGCACUCAACAAGCUCAUUAAUGGAGGGAAGCUCAAGUGUCCCUACUGUCCGAUGGAGCAGAACCCAGCAGAUGGGAAACGCAUCAUCUUCUGAUUCCUGCCUGCAAGGAACUUGGUUGAAGGGCCUUCAAUGUCUGAGCCUUGUCAGGUGGUUGGCCCACAGGCUUCUGAUCAUUGCAGAGCAGCCAGCUAAUGGGGAUCCCUCCAGGACCCGAGGAAGGGAACCACCAGUAUUGGGCAGCUGGCUCCUCUGCUGGCAGGGAUGGACAGCACCAGCCUGUUCUCAAGUCCCUUAUAGCUGCUGUUGGCUUAGCAGCAACUGAGUAGCUAAGGACUUGGCCUUCAACAGACAUCUGCCCAUCCCUGCCUUCAGCCAGGGCUCUUACUGCCGCACCAUGUACAAUGGCCGGCAGCCCACAGGUCCCAACUGUGGCCAUCUCCCUCCCACUGUACAACAAACUGUAUGUAUCUACUUCCCACUGUAAAUAGUCCGAGUGAGAGCCGAGUGUCAGUGUUUUCUACCUUCCAGUAAAUGUUCCCAGCCCUUCUCCUUACCGCUCUCCCCACCUGCCCUCAGCUUCAUGUGACAAGUGAGACAUGGUCGGUCCACAAGCUCCCGGUCCAGCCAAGGCUGUGGUGGGAGCACGGUUGGCCUGUGCCCCGCAGAACGAACCUCGCCAGGAGCCGCUAGCCUUAAAGCAAGAUGUUUUUAUGUGCACAGAUUUCCUUACCCCGCAACGCCAGUCAGUGUGAGGACUUGGGAAGAUGCUGUGACUUGCACAGCAGGGUUUGCAGCCUGCAGAGAACUUAAAGCAGUCUUCCCAGUGUACUCCAAGGUGUUUGAACCUCGGUCACUGUGUGUACUAAGUCCAACAUAGGGACUUGGACAUUAAAAGGACACCUUAAGUUUAAAAUGCCUGAGGGAUCAGAUUACCAGGGGCCAUUAUAUUGAGUGGAGAGAAAGCUUGGGGUUUUGUAUUGAACUUCAUAGCCUAUUUAAAAUGUACUGCGUGGGCAGGUAAAUUGCUUCCUUUCAUUUUACAGUGGCAUUUAAGGCUCCUGGGGGAAGAGGAGGAAUGAGGGUGCCCUGCCCCAUGGGGACUGUAGCUUUCUGUGAAGUGGGCUCUGUGCUUCCUCGCCUUGCAGCUGUCAGCUCCCUACAUGGAAGGUGGGAGUUACAAGCUCUGGGUGGGCAGCUCAGAGUCCUUUCUCAGCCCGAGCCCAAGCACCCAGCUCUGGAUGGCUGAGAAUGAAGCCCUCUUGGUGUCCUGUGGAAUUCCUCUUCAGAAUGGCUGCUUCUACUCUUUCCUGCCCACCGACUCCAUGGCCCCACCAGCAGCUGCUGCUUAAAAAAAACACAGCACCACCACCCACAGACUCACAUGUCAUUUCAGUCUGAGCAUUUACUUCCCCCACACCAGAGUCUUGGAACUGUCUUCCUGUGAGCACACCAGGAGACAGUGCUGAUUGAGAAGCCGCUGGCUCCAUCCUCAUGAAAUAGCAGCCUGGGAAGAGUGCAUGCCUCAGGCAACCGAAGAGAUGCUGAGCGUGUGGGUAGCCAGUUGGCUCCCUGCUUCCAGAACAGGCGCCAAGUAGCUGCCAGCGUCCUUCACAGCGGCUGGGGCAGGGCCUGGACUUCUUCAAGGCACUCAUCAUAGGCCUGCUGAUAGUCCUCGUGGGGCUUGACCAUUAUGACACAGGUCGGGCGCUUGGAGCCGGCUGCUGCUCCCAGGUCCUACGGAGAAAGGGGGGGGGGGUGUUUAGGGCAAUAAGGCUCCACAACUGAUACACCAAGAGUCACAACGUGCUGAAGGAUGCUGCUGGAGUGGGGCCCAACCUGGUCAUCUGUUAAAAUGUUACGUGCAAAACAUUUCUAAAUGUUUGCCGUCAUUUAACCUUAGCUCACUUUCAAGCCACAACCUACCAACAUGACCUAUAGCCCCACAUGGCUGGUGAUGGGGCUAGAGUUUGGCCACACAGCCCCCUUAUGCAGGGCCUCUGCUCUCUGGUUACCUGCUACCCCCUGUAGCUACCCUAAACACCCAUCUAACCUUAGCCUACCAGGCAUUUCCAUUAUGAAAAAGCACAUUCACACACCUCCCAUUUCCAUUCUCAGCGCACAGAGAAGUGCUCCCACUGACAGGAAAAGAAGCAGAUGUGCAGCGGUAACUGCACCCCCAAGGAGGAAGUGGUAGCACUGUGAAUGGACCCAGCCCUGUCUGUCUGCCCUGCAGCCUGUCCUCAGUGCUGACCGAGGUCAGCGGGCUCUCGGGCUCCUUACCGUUUUAGAGGGGAUGUAGACAUAGGGCAAGUUCCGGUCCUCACACAUAACAGGGAGGUGGCAGUACACCUCAACGGGCAGUGUGUCUCCUGCCAAAACCAUGAUCCUGAAAUGAAAUAAAUCCUUCACUUCGUG